Molecule: messenger RNA, 15614 nt
Organism: Orcinus orca (killer whale)
Lineage: Eukaryota; Metazoa; Chordata; Mammalia; Artiodactyla; Delphinidae
Gene: WRN
Product: WRN RecQ like helicase
Exons: 29
Coding region: 2119-5694 (1191 amino acids)
Biological process (GO): double-strand break repair via homologous recombination; DNA replication; telomere maintenance
Cellular component (GO): cytoplasm; nucleus; nucleoplasm
Molecular function (GO): 3'-5' DNA helicase activity; 3'-5' exonuclease activity; ATP binding
Source: RefSeq, a predicted model, not a curated record
AAUUUGCUCAUUUGUGAGGUUUAUCUCCAAAAAGUAUUCACACAUGUGCAAAAUAUUUAGUAUUAUUACAACUCCUUGAUUGUCUGAGCAGUGUUGACAUUAGGAUGAGGUCUACUUGGCCAAAGCUUAGGGCUUCAGGCAUGUUGGUUGUAGCAAAGCAGGACUUAACUAGUUUUCCUUUGUAGCAUUGCUGUUCACUAGGCUUCUAGAGUUGGGUCUUAAUAACAUCAGUGAUACAACCACCCACCUCUCAGUCUGGAGAUUAUACAUCUUUGCUAUAAAUAUUUAAAGUAUAUAAGAUGCUUUAUAGUGCCCUGGUUUAAAUUUCUAAAUUUUCUCCAGGAUACGAUAACUCUGCUGUUUUUCUCCAAACAGAAUGGCCACUUCCUCCCUCCCUCCCUCCCUCCCUCCUUUCCUUCCAGCAGUGUCAACCUCACCUUUCUCAAAUUUUCCCCGUGUAUAUAGACGAUAUUUUCAAAUGACCACUUUUGGUUUGUAUUAUAAGUUUGUGUUUUUUCUUUUAUUAAAGGAUACAGGAAGAUUAGAACAUCAGAAAAUAAAAAGAUAUUUGCACAUUGUUUCUCACUUAAAAUACUAGCUUAUUCCCAAGAUGGUAGCUAAUAAACACUAAAUGAUACAGUAGUUAAAUAUAUUUUUAUUCAUUUAUUAAAUAUUAUUCAGCCCUUUAUGAAUGGAGAUCCAGCAGUGAACAAGACAGGCACGAUCUGUUUCCUGAGAGGGAAACCUACAACUUUAUGGGGGAUAUAGAUGAACCAAAAAAAGGCAGUGUAGGAAGAUGAGGCUUAUGAUGUGGGAAAAAAAGGUGUUACGGUUAGCAUAUAGGAGAGGCAUCCAUGCAUAUCUGGAGGUAUUAGAGAAUAUUUUAUGGAGAAAGUGACAUUUACGGCAAGACCUGAAAUAUGAGCAGGAGUCAGCUAGCUGAAGAGCAGAGGAGAAGUGUCAAAGGCACAGGAAAUAGCAGGGGCCAAGUUUCAGAGGUAAGAGGUAUCUAUAGGCAACUGAAAGCAGUAAAGCACGGUAAGCUAUUGAAUAUGACAGGGUGGGGGGUGUAGGAGAAGCAGAAAAAGGAGAGCAGAUAGGCCAUGUUAGGGGUUUACAUUUCCUCCUAAGAGCUCUUGAGGGUUUUAAGCACAGGAGUGACGUGAAUUACAUUAAAAAAUACAAACUUGGACUGUAGAGCAGAAAAUGGGUUCUGGAGGGCAAGGGUCACAGUGGAAAGACCUGUUAGGAGGCUGUGCCCAUAAUCCAAGUGAGAGGUGAUGGUGACCUGGCUUGGUUGGUUGUAUUGAGGAUGGAGAGAAGUGGAUAGAUGCAAAAGACACUUAAUAGGGCAGUAGAAUGAAAAGAAUUUAAUGUGAUGGUGUGAGCCACGUGCCAAGGAUCAGUCCUGUGCUGCUGGCAUGAGCAACAGUGGUGAGAAACGUUGAAGAGGAGGAGCAGGGUUUGGGGUCGAGGAGUCAUACAGUUGAAUUUAGGCAUGUUAAAGGAAGGAAGCCUGCGAGCUAGCGAAAUGGAGGUGGUGGCCUGCAGGCACUUAGAUACCCAGCCUGAAACUCCGGGGACAGUUUGAAUUCAAGGUAAAGAAUGAGGAGUUUGAGAUAAAGAAGUGGGGCUGAGAGUCGUGAGGAACUCUUAGUAUUUAAUGUUUGCGUGGAGGAGGGGGACACCAGAGGAGCUGCCAUGGGCAUAGAAGGAAAUGAGGAGGCGGGGUGUGCAGCAGGCCAAGUAAAGAGCAUGUUUUUUGUAGGAGGGUGUUAUCAACUGUUUUAAAUUUUCCUGAGAGUCUGAGAAGCUGAGGACUCAGAAUUAGUCCUUGGAUUUGGCAAUGUGGCAAUCAUUUGUAAUCUUUUACUGCAGCAGCUUUGGUGUACUGGGUGACAAAAGGGUAUAUCGAGGAGAGAGUGGUCAUGGGGGCACAAGAAAGGGUCACAGGCUUGGGUACCAUGAAGGUCCUGUAACCGAAGCAAGAGUGGAAUGAUGUGGGAGAAAUCACGUUUGUGUGAAUGGAGGACUAAGAUGUAAGGAACGUGAGAAAGCUUGUAGGAAGAAGUACUACCUAGUGACGUGAAGAAACAAUUGACUUCAGUCUCUGAGGAGAUGAUAGAUCUGGCUAAGCAUCUUCCUGAUACUUUCGAAAAACUGGAAGAUCCACAGAGGGUUUCUGUACUAUUGAAGGAUAUUUCAGAAAAUCUGUAUUCAUUGAGGAAGAUGAUACUUGGUUCUACUGAGAAUGAACUGAGGCCCAGCAGUAAUUUUCACUUAUUACCGUUGGAAGAGCCCACUGCUGGUGAAGUACAACAGAAACAAAUUAGAGAACAUAAAAUUUUUACUGAAGUUACAGAUGAAGCAUGGGACACAACACCUGAUAAUUUAAUUAAACAUGAUGGAGAAAAUGUACUUGCAAACGAAGUAAAACAAGAAGAAGAUGGAUUUGAAGAUGAAUUAGAAGAUAAUAAGUUGGAAGAGACUCCAGAAAGAGUUUGUAUCAUGUCAUUAGAUAUUACAGAAGAUGAACUCCAACGUUUGGAACAACAGGCUCAGGAAAAACAUCUUGGUGAUGUUACUUGCAAAUCUCCUGAGGAUAACGAAGAGGAUAUAUCUUAUGUAAUUGAGAGUGAUGAAGAUUUAGAAAUGGAGAUGCUUAAGUCUUUAGAAAACCUAAAUAGUAGCACAGUAGAUCCAAAUCAUUCAAAAUGCAUAGAAAUGGAAAGAAAUCUGGGUCUUCCUUCUGAAGAAGAUGAUGAAGAUGAGAAUGAAGCCAUUGAAGAGGAAGAAGUUGUUGAUGAAGACUGUUGGUUACCAGGACCUACUGCAAAGCAAAUUAAUUGCCUCAAGACCUACUUUGGCCAUUCUAGUUUUAAGCCGGUUCAGUGGAAAGUGAUUCAUUCUGUAUUGGAAGAAAGAAGAGAUAAUGUUGUUGUCAUGGCAACUGGGUAUGGAAAGAGUUUGUGCUUCCAGUAUCCACCUGUUUAUGUAGGCGGGAUUGGCCUUGUCAUCUCUCCCCUUAUUUCUUUGAUGGAAGACCAGGUGCUCCAGCUUGAAAUGUCCAACAUUCCAGCUUGCUUUCUUGGAUCAGCACAGUCAAAAAAUGUUCUAGAGGAUAUUAAAUUAGGCAAAUACCGGAUUGUGUACAUAACUCCAGAAUUCUGUUCAAGUAACUUGGACCUACUCCAGCAACUGCAGGCUAAUAUUGGGAUCACACUUAUUGCUGUGGAUGAGGCUCACUGUAUUUCUGAGUGGGGACAUGAUUUUAGAAGUUCAUUCAGAACUUUGGGCUCCAUAAAGGAAGUACUCCCAUCGGUUCCAAUUGUUGCACUGACUGCUACUGCAAGUUCUUCAAUCCGAGAAGACAUUGUACGUUGCUUAAAACUGACGGAUCCUCACAUUACCUGUACUGGUUUUGAUCGACCAAACUUGUAUUUAGAAGUUGGACGAAAAACAGGAAACAUCCUUCAGGAUCUGAAGCAGUUUCUUGUCCAGAAGACAAGUUCUGCUUGGGAAUUUGAAGGUCCAGCUAUCAUCUACUGUCCUUCUAGAAGAAUGACAGAACGAGUUACAGCUGAACUUAAGAAACUGAAGUUAGCCUGUGGAACAUACCAUGCAGGACUGAGUAUUAACUUAAGGAGACAAGUUCAUCAUAGGUUCAUGAGAGAUGAAAUUCAGUGUGUAAUAGCUACCAUAGCUUUUGGAAUGGGCAUUAAUAAAGCUGACAUUCGCCAAGUCAUUCAUUACGGUGCUCCUAAGGAAAUGGAAUCAUAUUACCAGGAGAUCGGUAGAGCUGGCCGUGAUGGACUUCAAAGUUCUUGUCAUGUACUUUGGGCUCCAGGAGACUUUAACACAAAUAGGCGCCUCCUUAGUGAAAUAUGCAAUGAAAAGUUUCGAUUAUACAAAUUAAAGAUGAUGGCAAAGAUGGAUAAAUAUCUUAAUUCCAGAAUGUGUAGGCGACAACUCAUCUUGUCUCAUUUUGAAGACAAACAGCUACGAAAGGCCUCCGUGGGAAUUAUGGGAACUGAAAAUUGCUGUGAUAAUUGCAGGUCCAGAUUGGAUCGCUGCUUUUCCAUUGAUGACUCAGAUGAUAUGUCAAAGGACUUUGGUCCACAAGCAUUCCAGCUCUUAUCUGCCGUGACCAUCUUAGGCGAAAAGUUUGGAAUUGGGGUUCCAAUUUUAUUUCUCCGAGGAUCUGUAAGUAUGUCUAAUUCCCAGCGUCUUGAAGAUAAAUAUCGCAGUCACAAUUUCUUUGGCACUGGCAAGGAUCACACAGAGAAUUGGUGGAAGGUUUUUUCCCAUCAGCUCAUAACUGAGGGAUUCUUGGUAGAAGUUCCUGGGCAAAGCAAAUUUGUAAAGAUUUGCAUCCUUACAGAAAAGGGUAGAAAUUGGCUUGCUAAAGCCAAAACAGAAUCUCCUCAGAGCCUUAUCCUUCAAGCUAAUGAAGAAUUGUGUCCAAAGGAGUUUUUUCUACCAAGUUCUAAAGCUGUAUCUUCCGGCACUGAGCAACAUUCCUCUAAUCAAGUACCAAUUGAAUUAACUUCAGAGCAGCCCAGCUUGUAUAAGAUGUAUUCUUACAAAGCACGUGAUAAAAUUUCUUCUGGGAGUAACAUUCCUGAAAAAAGCAUCAUGGUGCCAUCACCAGGAAAAUAUUACAAGUCCUCAGAACCUGUUAUUUCAGCCAAAGAGCAGGAGACUCAGACUACAUUAUAUGGCAAAUUGGUGGAAGCUAGGCAGAAACAUGCCAAUAAAAUGAAUGUUCCUCCAGCUAUUCUGGCAACAAAUAAGAUACUGGUGGAUAUGGCCCAAAUGAGACCUACUACAGUUGAAAAUGUGAAAAGGAUCGAUGGUGUUUCUGAAGGCAAAGCCAGAAUGUUGGCACCUCUGUUGGAAGUCAUCAAACAUUUCUGUCAAAUAAAUAGUCUUCAGACAGACCUCUUUUCAAGUACAAAACCACAAGAAGAACAGAAGAAAAGUCUGGUGGUGAAAAAUAAAGCAAGCUCACUUUCACAGUCUGCAGCCAUCACAUAUUCUUUAUUCCAAGAAAAGAAAAUGUGUUUGAAGAGUGUAGCUGAGAACAGGAUUCUGCCUCUCGCAGCAGUUGGCAUGCACUUGUCCCAAGCGGUGCAAGCUGGCUACCCACUCGAUAUGGAGCGAGCAGGUCUGACUCCAGAGAUUCAGAAGAUUAUUGCUGAUGUUAUCCGAAACCCUCCCAUCAACUCAGAUACAAAUAAAAUUAAACUAAUUAGAAUGUAUGUUCCUGAAAACAUUGACACCUACCUUAUCUACAUGGCAACUGAGAUCCUGGAAAAAGGCUGCGAAAACAGGAUGCUAUGCCAAUCUUCAUGUGAUUCCAGCAAAAAGAGAUGUUUCCCCAACUCUGAAGAGAGCUGUUCAAAUUCUAAGAGAAAGAAGGAAGAAGUGGGCACUAAUACCAAGGUUGAUGGAAAACAUUCUUGUGAUUUUUCACAGGAAGAUGAGAGUCACAGAAAUUCACUAAAACUAACUUCCUGGAAUCAGCCAUUCAGCGAUCCCAAAAUUGAAGAUUUCUUUGUAGAUUCUCAUUUACAGACUUCGUCUGAAACCUCAAAGAGAAAAUUACCUGAGUGGUUUGCCAAAAAUGAGACCUUACCUGAUGCCAGCAAGAAAUCAACAGCCAAAACUAAAAAGAAGGGUCUUUUUAGUUAAACUGGCAACUGCCAGAGGAAUUAUGUGUGUCUUGCUGUGUUAUAAGAGGGAAGCUGUAUUUCGUUUCUGAAAACAGUGGGGAGUAAUAUUUUUGUUUAAAAAUUAUUCUAAUAUCAAAGUAAAACUCAUCUAUUUAUUGAACAGCUGGUGUCUUAAAACAGCCUUUUGCAAUUCACAUAAAGUUGAGUCUUCUGAGAGCCUGAGUGAGUACCUCAUAGAACAGAAUCUUAGUUUCCUACGAGAUUGCUUUAAGAAAUCAUGUUACUGCCCUGUUUUCUAAUCUCUUUACUUACUUCAGCAGUAUGUUUGGAAUAUGUAAUGUGCGGUGAUUUAAUAUAGAUAACAGAUUAUCAGUUGUAAGUGAUUAUGUGUGUGAUAUGUAAUAUUCCUGUAUUACCAAAAUUCUGUCUUAUAAAUGAAGAACGCAUAGUUAUUUUACAAAUUGUUUUUCCUAUUGUUAGAAGAAACUCUUAUACACAUUUUAAAAUGAUAUUAGUGGACCAGACCAGUGAAAAUGAAACAUUUCGGGUUCUGUGUAGAGGAAAGAAUAAAACAAAGGAGACCAAUUACGCUAGACAACUAUGCACUUUGUAUGUUAUAUACGAUUUCUAUUAUUUUUCAAAUAAUAAUAAAAAGUCCUUAGUACUGAAUAUUAUAAAGAUAUGUAUUUUAAACUUUCAUAUACUGAAUUACCUUGCACACCUUUAAUUUUUGAUGAUGUCAGAAUUUGAUUCUAAUACCUUUUUAUGUAGCACAUGUAACUGAAAUAUACAAAACACAUACUGACACUGAAUUGGGUAAAUCAUAGUUGAUAUAACUUUAAGCAGUUCACCAUAUGGCAUUUAGUUGACUUUUUUAUAAAUAAAAAUAAUUGUCAUUAAUAAAGAAGAAAUAUAUGUUUGCCGUAGAAGAAUUAGAAAAUCCAGAAAAGUGAAAAAAAAAAAAUCACAAAAGUUCCACUGGUAGGUAAUCAGUUAACCCCUUUCAUGUAUCCUGCCAAGCCUUUUAUUUAUUGAUUGAUUGAUUUUGGCCGCACUGUGCGGCAUGGAGGAUCUUAGUUCCCUGACCAGGGAUCACACCCAUGCCCCCUGCAGUGGAAGUGCGGAGUCUUAACCACUGGACCGUCAGGGAAGUCCCCUGCCAAACCUUUUUAUAUUUACUUCUUUUCUUAGUUUGUUAUGAAUAAUACGUGAAUGAAUAUUCUUUGUAAAGCAUUCAAGCUAUACUUAAAACAUUAAAGUCCCCCAUAUUCCCGUUUCCCCACAUCCCAUUACCAGCCCCUUUCCAGAAGGUAACUCCUAUUGAAUAUGUGACGUAUCGUUCUCUAGUCAUUUCUUCUGCAUUUACGUGCCUCUGCAUGUGUAGCUACACAUACAUUCUUGGUGUUUUUAAUUUUAAUUUUUAUAUUGAAGUAUAGUUGAUUUAAAAUACUAUAAUCAUUUCAGGUAUACAACAUAGUGAUUCAAUAUUUUUGUAGAUUAUACUCCAUUUAAAAUUAUAACAUUGGCUAUAUUCGUUGUACUGUACAAUAUGUUCUUGUAGCUUAUUUAUUUUAUAUACAGUAGUUUGUACCUUUUAAUUCCCUACCCCCAUAUCUCCCCUCCCCAUUAUCUUCUCUCUGGUAACCACUAGCUUCUGUAUAUGUGUGAGUCUCUUUCUGUUUUUUAUAUUCAUUCUUUUUUAUUGUUGUUUUUUCUACAUAUAAGUGAUAACAUACAAUGUUUGUCUUUCUCUGCGUGUCUUAUUUCACUGAACAUAUUACCCUCCAGGUCCAUCCAUAUUGUUGCAAAUGGCAGAAUAUCAUUCUUUUUUAUGGCUGAGUAAUAUUCCAGUGUCACUCUCUGCAGAUGACAUGAUAUUUAUAUAUAGAAAAUGCCAAAGCCUCCACCAAAAAACUGUUGAAACUGAUAAAUGAAUUCAGUAAAGUUGCCGGAUACAAGAUUAAUAUAUAGAAAUCUGCUGCUUUUCUAUACACUAAUCGUGAGCUAUCAGAAAGAGAAAGUAAGAAAACAAAAGUUUUAAAGUUGCCCAGAAUAAAAUAACUAGGAAUAAACUUAACCAAGGAGGUGAAACACCUAUAUUCUGAAACCUAGAAAACAUUGAUGAAGGAAAUUGAAGAUGUUACCAAAAAUGGAAAGAUAUCUUAUGUUCCUGGAUUAGAAUGUUAAAAUGUCCAUACUACCCAAAGCAAUCUACAGAUUUAAUGUAAUCCCUAUCAAAAUACCCAUGACAUUUUUCUCAGAACUAGGACAAAUAAUCCUAAAAUUUACAUGGAACCACAAAAGAUUCUGAAUAACCAAAGCAAUCCUGAGAAAAAAGAACAAAGCUGGAGGUAUCAUACUCCCUGACUUCAGACUAUACUACAAAGCUACAGUCAUCAAAACAGUGCUGUACUAGCACAAAAACAGACACAUAGAUCAAUGGAACAGAAUAGAGAGCCCAGAAAUAAACCCAUGCUCUAUGGUCAAUUACUCUGCAACAAAGGAGGCAAGAAUAUACAAUGAGGAAAAUAUAGUCUCUUCAAUAAGUAGUGCUGAGAAAACUGGACAGUUACAUAUAAAAGAGUGAAAUUAAAACAUUUUGUCACAGCAUACAUAAAAAUAAACUCAAAAUGGAAUAAAGGCCUAAUUGUAAGACCAGGAUCCAUGAAACUCCUAGAAGAAAACACAGGCAGAACACUCUUUGACAUAAAUCUUUUUUUUUUUUUUUGCACAAAUGAGAUCAUGCUGUAUUUAAUUUUCUGCAACAACCUUUUUCUAUUUAAUCUAUGAUGAAGAUCUUUGCAUGUCAGUAUAUAUAUAUCGGUCUAGUUUUUUUUUUUUUUUUUGUGGUAUGCAGGCCUCUCACCGCCGUGGCCUCUCCCGUUGCAGAGCACAGGCUCUGGACACGUAGGCUCAGCAGCCAUGGCUCACGGGCCCAGCCGCUCUGCGGCAUGUGGGAUCUUCCCGGACCGGGGCACAAACCCAUGUCCCCUGCAUCAGCAGGUGGACUCUCAACCACUGCACCACCAGGGAAGCCCUCUAGUUGUUUUUUAUAGCUAUUUACUAUGCUAUUUGGUGAAUAUACUAUAAUUUAUAUAAUCACUUCCUAUUGGUGGUUUUGUCAUUUUUCUGUAUUUCAGAUUGUUUCUAGAAGUACAGUUAGAAGAAUUAAGCACAAACAUAUUAUUUGUUACUUACAUUUCACUUGAAUAUAUUAUGAACAUGUUUUUCCAUGUCAUUAAAUAGACUUUCACAGAAUCUUUUGGGGGGCUUUUCUAUAGUGCAGUGAUUCUCCAAGUGUGGUCUGCAGUCCAUUAGGAGUCCCUGAGACCCUUCAGGGGAUCUGCAGAGGCAAAACUAUUUUUAUAAUACCAAGAUGAUAUAACAUUUGCCUUUUGUACUAUGUUGAGAUUUGCAUUGAGGGUGCAUAGAUGCGGUGAGUAAAACCACUAGCAAUUUAGUGCAAAUCAAGGCAGUGGCAGCAAAUUAUUGAUUUUAUUAAUUCUCAUUUCUUAAACACAUUUUUUCAAUAUUCAUUGUGAUAAAAUGGCAAAUACACAUAAAGCAUCUGUGCUAUAUACCAAAGUAUGAUGGUUGUCUUCUAGAAAAGCACUUGUUUUAUUGUUUGAGUUGUGAAUUGAACUAGUUGCUUUUUUCCUGUGGAAUAUCGUUUUUACUGACAAGAAUGACUGAUAGAAAAUAUGAUUGGUUAUUGCUCCUAGGCGGAGGCAUAGGCUUCCUAGACCCCCAACUUCUCCAUUUUCCAUGAGCUCCUUCUGGGUUUUUUUUUUUUUUUAUCCUCCCUGCCUCCCUCCUCCCCUUGCCUGACACCCUCCCACCAGAGUGUGUUUUGGAAGCUGUGUCAUAUAUAUCUGCCUCAUCACCAGGUGCAAAUAACUGGUACAGAAUGACCUCAGAACAUUACAGAGUAUUUACCAUAAGAAUAUAUGGACUAAACUUUAAUUUCGUGGAUGAAGCAUCUUUCUUCAGCAGCCUCAGGCCUCAAGUUUGCCUCAGGUUCAUUCUUAAAAACAAGGAAUUUCUUUUAUUGAUUGAUUGAUUGGCCGGGUUCAUUCUUAAAAACAAGGAAUUUUCUUCCUUCCUCCCUUCCUUCCUUCCUUCUUUCCCGGGUUCUUUCUUAAAAACGAGGAAUUUUAUUUAUUUAUUUAUUGGCCGGGUUCAUUCUUAAAAACAAGGAAUUUUACUUAUUUAUUUAUUGGCCGGGUCGCGACUUGCGGGGUCUUAGUUCCCUAACCAGGGAUUGAACCCGGGCCAAGGCAGUGUAAGCCCUGAGUCCCAACCACUGGACCGCCAGGGAAAUCCCCAAGGAAUUUCUUUUAGAGUACUAUUCUUAUGCUGUCUCCUCCAAAAAUAUUAAUUACUUUCUCUUCUGUGUUAUUUGUCAUUGGACCAUAGGACCAUGAUAACAGAGUCAGACAAAUCCCUGACAUUUAUUUAGAAUUCAGAAAACUGUGGUGUAGAUAGUUAGAAGGAGAAAAGAAUAGAGGAUUCUUUCUAUUCAAAGAGGUUGCUUUAGAAUUAACUGAGAGCAUGAAAGAUCCAGUGGAAUGACCUUAAAAUCAUUUUAGAGCUAACUAGACAUUCAUCUAUCUUAUGGGGAGCAAGCAAAUGCAAAACCAACAAAAACACUGUAAGAAAGUUAGCUAUAGUCUUGAUGGGAGCUGCAAACUGAAGUCGUCUCAGCUAUCUGAGAUGUCCCCAUCAUUUUGCUUGGGAAGGCAAUCCAAAAAUCAUUGGGAUAACAUAGUUAACUUCCUUACUGGCUAAUAAGCAUGUUUAAACCUCAGAAAAGAUGAGAAGUAGAAUACAGAGUAAAUUAAACCUUUGGUUGUAAUAUUUUAGGGUUAAGGAGUGAUAAAUACAUAUUUGAUAUUGUAAGCAUUUGUAAUGCUUGAGAUAUUUUAGCUUAUUAGAAUAACAGAUUAUUCUUGUGACUCAUUUAAAACGUAGCAUUGAAAAAUUAGUAAUAUAUGCUUGUUAUUUUUAAGUUGAAAUCCUACCGUUUGAAACAUUAUUGGGAUAUUUAAUAAGAGUUUUUAAAUUUGUUAUUGCAUAGAAAUAGUAUCGUCAACAAAUUUCCCUUAUAAGAGAAAGAAAAAAAAUCUAAUAUUAUACUUACUAGUAAUACUAAGGUUGAUAUUAAUAUCUAUUCAUUAAACCCAGAGCUUUCAUUGUUUUUCAGAAAAAUUAAUAAAACUUCAGCCUCAUGUCCAGCUUCAUUUUCUAACUCAAUUUAAAAAGGUUAUUGAGAAGUAUGUACUCAUUAUGUUUCAGUCAAUAAAUAUUUGCAUUUAUAGUUUUCAAGACAAUAUGCUGACUUCAUAAAAGAUGGAACAAAUAGGAGAAGCAGCAGCAAUAUGGUUCCCAUGCUUCAGAGAAGGGAAGGUUUACUCUGUGAAGAAUUAAUAGAAGAGCAUCUCACAAAAGUAUUUUCUUACAGGAACCAACAUGUUUGUUUUUGUUUUUGUUUUUAAUUUUUGGCUGUGCAGUAUGGCAUGUAGGAUCUUAGUUCCCCAACCAGGGAUCGAACCCAUGCCCCCUGCAGUCCACUUAACCACUGGACCGCCAGGGAAACUUCCCUGGAAACACAACCUUUUUAAAGAAAAUAUUUAUUUCACAUACUCAGUAAGAUAAUAAGAAGAAAUGUGUGAAAGACAUUUUUCUCUGUAAAGGAAAAAAAAAAAGAUCAUAGGAAGGGAUCAUAAUGAUAGCAAUCAUAACUAAUAAUUUAUUUAGCAUUUGCUGUGUGUCACAACCUGUGCAGUUGACCUUCAGGAUAACAUGUAGAGUUGGAGUCAUGUACUGGCCUGUUUGUGUACACAUAAUAUACAUGUCAGGAAGGAGAUCACAGUUCAUGGAUAUAUAACCAGGUGGGGUUAGAGCUCAAGUGGGACUUUGCCUUUUUUCAAGUGGAACUUUCAUUUUUUUUUUUUUUUCUGACUUUUGACUAAACCUAGAAUUGAUAACAAAAGAUACUAAAUGCUCCAAAUUCUAAAUUCAGAGCCCUUCUAGCUAUUCGAAUUAUAGUGUCUUUUUAGCAAAACUGGCACCAUCACUUCUCCCUCAUUCGCACUUUGCAAAAGAACAGUAUUGGGUGAGAGAGAGAACUUGCUUUGCAAGGGAACAGAGGGCAACAAACCUUUCAUCCUUUCUUUACUGUGAGGAAGGCUUUUCACUUGGGCCUCCCAUCCUUAUUUCUAGAAGACUGAAGGUGUUGGAACCAGGCACUAGAUGAAGGAGUGUGACGGUCUCUUUCUGGAAGCUCUGACCUGCUGGUCCAGUGGAGUACCUGAUGCUCCUGGGGCCCCGAAAUACGGUGGGGCUGAGAAUGCAAGGGCCAGCGGGACAGCCUGCCCUCCACCACAUGACACAGCAAGAAUGUGUGUUUCCCGAGGGAAACUUGGAAGGAGCUGGGUUUAAAGGCCAUCCUUAUGGUCCCCUCAGAAGAAGGCGACCUGAGGGGUGCAUGCAUCCCAGCAGCAAGAACACACUUGGCAGGGGUUUGGAGAGGGGUGAACCCCCUUGAACCCUUGGGAGGACCAACGAAUAAACCCCAAAGAGAGCCGACAUUUGGAUAACCUGCCAACAGACUGAGCAACCUCUAGUCAAUUAGCCAGAGAAGGAACCACAACCAAAAGAAAGGGAAUAAGCAAUCCUGCUGGUCAGUGACAUGCUUUUGUUUUUCUUCCCUUUCUCCCCACUUUAACUCCAAAAGGUAAGUGCAUGGAAGAGGGAGGGGGUGUGAAAGAGACAACUGGAACCACCUGUCUAGUUGGAGGCGGAUGUGACAACUUGGAAGCAGACAAGCGAUUGAAGACUCAAAAACUGAACUGACACUUUUCUAAUGUCCCCAAAUGUUAGAAAAUUCUGAGAUUGGGCUGAGAUAUAAAGGGGGCCACCACCCAAGGGGAAAAGCGAUUUGAUACUUGGUAGAAGUUAGAAGAAGUAAAAGUUGAUGUUUAUACCCCAACAUAUCCAUUCGAUAUAUGUUUGUAGGAGUCUGAAGUUGUAGACAAACACUCCUCAUUACUCAGUUAGUGGCUGGGUGUCCAGAGGAAGGCAGUUACCUCCCUAUAUAGUAGUUGGUGGACACUACUUGCAGAAAUCACUGUGGUCUAGCAUGUGCCCCUUACUGUGUUUGCUCAGAAAUCUGGGGUGUCAACGCCCCAAAGUGGCUCCUUCUUUCAAUGGCAGAUUCAGCCUCUCAUCCAAGUUGACAGAGAUGGAAGUAAAUAUUCCGCAAAUAUUUAUCGAGUACCUCCUAUGUUCCUGGCACAGUUCUAGGUGCUGGGGAUAUAACAGUGACAAAGGAAACAAGUAAAACGUUGUGUCUUGGAUGGUGAUACGUGAUAGGAGAGCAAAGCAGCUUGGAACGGGUAGAUGGUGUUUCAGACGGGGUCAGGGAAGGCCUUGCUGAACUUUGGAAUUAGCCUGGGUUUGACAACUUGUAACUGUGACCUUGAGCAGAUCAAUCCUCUCUAAGCCUCAUUUAUCAACGUUAUUUUACAGAAGAGGAAGAGUGAUUGGAGAAUUAAAUGAAGUACAGCCUUUAUCAUAGUUCUAAGCAUGCUGUAGGAAUAAUAAACAUUAGCUGUUCUCAUUCUUUGCCUAUAGGAAGGCUACAGGGGAAGCCACAUUACAUAUAAUCAGAAGCUACCUAGUGGUUUGGUCAAAGAAAGGGGAGUUAGGUAAUUUUAAUAUUUAAGGGCACUGGAUAGAUUGUACCAGAGUAAGUAUUUUCAUUUAACAUAAGAUACAAAAGGGUGGGUAUACCAGAAACUUUUAAGAAAAUAAUUGGAAUAAUAAAAUAUUUGGAAGUUGAUGAAAUACCCUGGUUCAUGAAUCGGUUAUCCAAGGCACGGUCUUAACAUUUCUGAAUAUAAACUUUUAAAUUUCCUCAGAGGUUUAUUGCAGCUGAUUAAGGGUAGGGAUAAUUAAGCUGGGGAGUGCAGUGUACCCAGAAGAAUGAGGAACAAAGAGAAAAGGGGGCUGCUGGAACCCUAAGCCUUAGAGGAGAUGUGGGACUUGGCAAGGCCCCAAACCCCCUUUGUCUUAGUCCCUAAUAGGGUCAGUUCAUUAUUUUUAUAGACUCCUUUGAAUUAUACAGUUUUAAGCACCAAGAACCCCAUCCGUUCCUUUCUUUUUGAACCUCUGUCUCAUCAUUUUCGCACGGGGAGUAACUAAAGGAACAUUGACCUCAGUGGUUCAAGAGCACCACCUAGUGCUCACGUUUGGAAAUGUCAGGUGAUACGGUACACAGGAAAAUCAGAUAUAAUUUGCUUCGGUUUUCUCUUCACGUGGUGCUCGGCUAAUGUGUCAAGAUUCGGAGGGAAAGGAAGAGUUGUUUACUCUGAGCCAGUUUUUAUAAGCCACAGAAAAACUGGGAUCUGUUUAGUCACUUAUAGAGCAGCCAGAAUUUGAAUCUAAGUCUGUUCAUUAGUUCCUACCUGCAGGGCAUGAGAUUUACUUACCUGAUCUCAAGUGGAAAUCUUCCUUUGACCUGUAUUGAAAAAAGUGUGUGGCUCCUCACAGUCUAGAAAGGAGCUUCUUAAACUUUCUUUUCUCAUCUACCCCGGCCCUCCCCACCACAGAGAACUCAACCCACAGCCUCCUAUACAGAAUGAGAGCAAUGCUUAGUCAUCACUUCAUGAAUCUCAUGAUUAUGUCUAGUCUCCACACAGAUUCUAGGUCUUGAAGGUAGAAUUGCACUGUCAUAGAGAGCAUCUUUGAAGCCUAGGGUACGUAUCAUUUCUGUCUCCUCUCUCCUACCAACACCAGGAACUGCAUCACCCAGCCAUUCUCUUUCAAGAACUCUAGAUUAAUUUCAAAUGGCAAGGUGAUGGUGGUCGUGGUGGUGGAAGGGCUGGAGGACGACUGCGGAAGUGAUUCCAACAGUACAGUAAGAUCAGCAACAUGGAAUUCCAGAGGGAUUAGUGAGCGGCUGGGCAUAAUGGGGGUGAACAAAGUCCGAAAUUCCCAGAUGACCAUCAAUUCCCAGAAAUGCUCUGGGUUUCCACUGUAACUUUGUAAUUAAUCAGAUGAACUCUGCCCUUCAAAAAUGUUACAACCAGAUUGUUAUAUCCUUACUACCUAAUCUUGCUAUGUACCUUGGCAGGUCUCCUCCAUAAUUCAUAUGCCAGGAUCCCUGCCUGCUGAUCAUUCAGUAAGUCUGCUCAGAGUUCUGUCAAGUGAACUGAGGUAUUGAAUUAUAAAUAAAAUAAUGUGUUGCCUGGCUUUAACGAUAUGAAAAAGGUAACUAAUUUUUCAAGUGUGCUAAUUCAAUAUAACAUAAUAAAGAAAAUUGCCUUGCAUUUAGAGAUAUGUGAUUUCAGAACCUACCAGUUAGCCUGCUUCCAAAAUUUCAAUUUCCCUAAUGGGGAAGAACAUAUUUAAUUCAGAUAGCUCUAACCCUGAUUUUGGUGAUGAAAUGCCCUAUUCAAAAGCUACUAGUUUUUUUUUUAAUUGGGGUAUAGUUGUUUUACAAUGUUGAGUUAGUUUCACCUGUACAGUGAAGAAGAGUUCCCUGUGCUAUACAGCAGGUUCUCAUUAGUUAUCUAUUUUAUACAUAUUAGUGUAUAUAUGUCAAUCCCAAUCUCCCAAUUCAUCCCACCCCUCCUGUUUCCCCCUCUUGGUGUCCAUAUGUUUGUUCUCUACAUCAGUGGCUCUAUUUCUGCCUUGCAAACUGGUUCAUCUGUACCAUUUUUCUAGAUUCCACAUAUAUGCGUUAAUAUACGAUAUUUGUUUUUCUCUUUCUUACUUUACUCUGUAUGACAGUCUCUAGGUCCAUCGACAUCUCUACAAAUGACCCUAUUUCAUUCCUUUUUAUGGCUGAGUAAUAUUCCAUUGUAUAUAUGUACCACAUCAGAAGCCACCAGUUUUAUGGGCAUUAAAAAAAAAUAAAUUUAUUUAUUUAUGUAU